AUGAUCAGUAGCACGGAUGAGAUAGCAACAGCGGUAGAAUGUCUUGUCUGGGGUCUGAGUCGUUGUUUAAAAGUAUAUCGAAUACCGUUAGAAGAUUGUGAAUCGUCAGCGCUCCCGAACGCGGCAUCAGUACGGCACAAGUGCCAAAAUAUCUUUAAAGAUAUCAUUACAGAUCUCGGAAGGGUUGAACAAUCAUUAAGCAACUCCGAAGAGACAAUGGAUGAUGCCCCGUUAAUAUUCGAUACAUUCAAAACAAUAUCUGGCCAGAGAUCAUUUUGUGAUUUGAGCAGCGAAUCAUUGAAGUUUCUUCUAUUUCAAGCGAUGAUGGAAAUACUCAUAAGACGAACAUAUACUGAAGAUGAUAUUAAACAUAUGUGGAAUCUAUGCUACCAAGACUGUAAACACGAUUGCAAGCAGGCUAAAAAAGUUCGAACGUUUCAAGCUGCAUAUGGACCGGAAAAAGCGAUUAACUAUUAUACGCAAAAUUCGUUUCUUUAUCGACUCAUCAAUCGAGCCUUUCGUCUAGAGGACACUGAUCGUAUAUUCCAAUUUGGCUGUUAUCUGGCAGAUCUACACGAGCAAUUAAAAAACUUAGCCAAUGAACAACGAAACACCGGUCGUCAAUAUUCAAAAACAUUCUAUCGAGGUAAAAGAUUUUCAGCCGAUGUGAUACAAAAAUUCAAAGAUAACGAGCAUCAUCUGAUUACAAUGAAUGGACUUUUUUCUACAACAAAAGACUUUAAUGUUUCCACAGCAUUUGCUGGCAUUGAAGGACAUCAUAACGGCUAUCAUAGAGUUAUAUUUGAGAUUAAUGUCAACGAAGCGGCGGCAAAUCUAAUCAGACCUUAUGCUAAUGUUCGAGACGUCGCUGCAAUUCAAGAUGAGAAUGAAGUAUUGUUUUUCAUGGGCUCUGUUUGGAAAAUUCAGUCAGUAACAGAAUAUGACAACAACGUUUGGUAUAUUGUGCUUGACUCGUGUGCCGAUUAUGAUGCAGAGUUGAUAACCUACAUAGAAGAAACGAGACGUGAUUGCUCAUAUUUGAUUCUCGGCAAUAUUUUACGAGAACUCGGUGAUUACGUCAAUGCUAAAAAUAGUUAUAUGCGCAUGUUGGAAGAUGUCAAAGACCGGAAACUUCCAAAUGAAAUCCGCGGACUUGUUCAUUUUGAAAUGGGUGAGCUCGCUGAUUAUCAGGGUAUCUACAUGGAAGCACUAGAGCACUAUGGAAAAGCUUUACAAUUCAUUGGAACCAUGGGAAGACAUUGUGUCUCAGUGCCAAGUUCUCCGCGACCCCUUUUUGCACAUAGAACUGGUGCAUCUGAAUUGCAUAUCUUGAACAAUAAGGGUCGAGCAUAUCUAAGAGAUGGCAAGUAUGAAUUAGCCAGUGAACAUUUUGAACGUGCUCUGAAAACUCAAGGCUCCGAUGUCGAGCUAGCUACCGUGUAUAACAAUUAUGGCCUGCUGGAAUUUCAGCGCGGAAACCUGAAAAAGGCUGAUGAAUAUUUUGUGAAAGCGGUUCAAUUCGCUCGAAACGAUGCCUGUUUGUCGGAAUUCCAACGAAAUCUCGACACGGUUCGCUCACAUAUCAAUGAGGAUCAAGACGUGAAAGAUUCAAAAGACAAGGUUCAAUAA
Messenger RNA from Rotaria sp. Silwood2, 1629 nucleotides. The record is from the annotation of a GenBank genome assembly. NCBI's taxonomy places the organism in Eukaryota, Metazoa, Rotifera, Eurotatoria, Philodinida, Philodinidae.